Cheilinus undulatus (humphead wrasse) is the source of this 1290-nucleotide messenger RNA. RefSeq names its product sclerostin domain containing 1a (gene sostdc1a). Bases 83 to 733 code for a protein of 216 amino acids. NCBI's taxonomy places the organism in Eukaryota, Metazoa, Chordata, Actinopteri, Labriformes, Labridae. Gene Ontology annotation, molecular function: BMP binding. The record is from RefSeq and is a predicted model, not a curated record. The transcript is spliced from 2 exons. Gene Ontology annotation, biological process: negative regulation of Wnt signaling pathway; negative regulation of BMP signaling pathway.
UUGAUCCUCCAGCAUCAGCUCACUCCCAGUCGGACGUACAUCUCUCCCCCCUACAGCCAGCCUCUCUGACCCGGCCACAGCCAUGCAGCUGAGCGCGUACGAGUCCUGUCACUCCCUGGUGGUCCUCUUCAUCCUGCUGAGGAGCUGUCAGGCUCUGAAAAACGACGCCACGGAGCUGCUCUUCUCUCAAGUGAGCGCGCCGGUACCGGAGCUUCAGAGCAACGUGACGCUGAACCGUGCGAGGAACGGCGGGAGAGGCGCGAGCAGUGCGGCGCAUGAGAGAGGAGAACGGAGCCAGAUUGGAUGCAGAGAGCUGAGAUCCACUAAGUACAUCUCUGAUGGGCACUGCACCAGCAUCAACCCCAUCAAGGAGCUGGUGUGUACUGGCGAAUGCCUUCCAGCUCAAAUGCUUCAAAAUUGGAUCGGUGGCACCUACAGCAGGAAGCUCUGGGGCCGGCGGGGCAGCACUCAGGACUUUCGAUGCGUCAAUGACAAGACCCGCACCCAGCGCAUCCAGCUGCAGUGCCAGGACGGCAGCACAAGAACGUAUAAAAUCACUGUGGUCACUUCCUGCAAGUGCAAGAGGUACUCAAGGCAGCACAACGAGUCUGGAAACAAGUUUGAGGAGCCGUCCCUGACGCCGCCGCAGCUUCUGCACAAAAACAAAUCCAAGAGCAAAAGGAGGCUCGGAAAGAACCGGCUGAGUGAGAACUGGCACGAGACUGAACCCUGAAAGCUAGUAGGCGUAAAGACUGAAUCCACAAAGGAGUUUGUCUUCAUGAGAGCUUGUGGAUUAUCUCUGAAUGUGACUGGGACUAGAUUAAGGUGAAGCUGGUUCCACAUGAUGCUGGAGAACUCUAAAGGGCAUGCUAAGGACUUUCCUUGACAUUUGAAUCUUUGUUGUUGAAGAUAAUGUGAACAGAACUAAGGCUGAUGGUCUGUAGAGCUCUCUGGAGUCAGGACCAAGCCCAUUUGCUCCAGAUGUAGCCACUAGCAUGCAUUUAAAUACUCAUUUACAUUCAUUUACACAGAUGGAACUCAGCUUUUUAAGCACCAACACCAGUAAACACCAAACAUCUUUUAGAAAUGUAAAUACUUGUAUAUAAAAUCCUUACUUGCUUUUUGAAGUAUGGCCAUGUGUAUAAAGAUGUACUAUGCAAGAUUUAUGAUGUAUGAUGUAAUAUAUUUUCUGUGCCACAUUUAAAGUGAAAAGUUCGCAUCAGCAUUUGAGUAAAAUCUUAACUUUUUCAUCAGUCGGUCUUUGUAAUAACUUUAUAUGAAAUAAAUAAA